AAUAAGAUUAUCCUGGACCCCAUGACAUUCAGCGAGGCCAGGUUCAGGCCAUCCCUGGAGGAACGGCUGGAGAGCAUCAUCAGCGGUGCAGCCCUGAUGGCCGACUCCUCCUGUACACGGGACGACAGGCGUGAGAGGAUCGUUGCUGAGUGCAAUGCCGUGCGGCAGGCGCUCCAGGACCUGCUCAGCGAGUACAUGAAUAAUACUGGAAGAAAAGAAAAGGGAGAUCCUCUAAACAUUGCAAUUGAUAAGAUGACCAAGAAAACAAGAGACCUGAGGAGACAGCUUCGGAAAGCAGUGAUGGAUCACAUAUCUGAUUCUUUCUUGGAAACCAACGUCCCUUUGCUAGUUCUCAUUGAGGCUGCAAAGAGCGGAAAUGAAAAGGAAGUGAAAGAAUAUGCCCAGGUUUUCCGUGAGCAUGCCAACAAACUGGUGGAGAUCUUAUUUGAAGUCUUGUGUGUCAUCUUUCCAUUCAUUCUUCCUUCCCCUCUGAUACAUCCCCUGGACACAUCCAUCAUUCCCCUUAUCCCGCCCUUAGGUUCCACUGCAAGUGAAUCCCGUUACUACCCACGAUUCUUGAUCCUCAAAUUGUGGCAGAAGCCAAAGGCUCAA
Molecule: messenger RNA, 612 nt
Organism: Carlito syrichta (Philippine tarsier)
Lineage: Eukaryota; Metazoa; Chordata; Mammalia; Primates; Tarsiidae
Product: catenin alpha-2
Exons: 4
Biological process (GO): cell-cell adhesion; cell migration
Cellular component (GO): catenin complex; adherens junction
Molecular function (GO): cadherin binding; beta-catenin binding; actin filament binding
Source: RefSeq, a predicted model, not a curated record